Gadus morhua (Atlantic cod) is the source of this 1146-nucleotide messenger RNA. Its product is annotated as fibronectin-like. NCBI's taxonomy places the organism in Eukaryota, Metazoa, Chordata, Actinopteri, Gadiformes, Gadidae. The record is from RefSeq and is a predicted model, not a curated record. The transcript is spliced from 5 exons. The annotation marks the transcript as partial. Gene Ontology annotation, molecular function: protein binding.
AUGCUUGUUUGUUUGUCAUCUUUUACAGAGGCCAUUCCUCCAGGAAAUAUCCAAGUUUCUGAUGUCAGCAUUAGUACGGUGUCUCUUACCUGGGAAACACCGGCUGGUGAUGUGGGGGGCUACGUUGUGACCUGUUUCUGUGAUUCAGAGACACACGGAGAGAAGACAACAGAUUCAGAAAGUGUGACAUUCUACGAUCUGAAGCCAGGGCUCAAGUAUGACUUCCAAAUUAAAACACAGCUGAAAGGCGGAGGACUCAGUGAGCCUGCUAUUGCAUCUGCCCACACUGAGGCCAUUCCUCCAGGAAAUUUCAAAGUUUCUGAUGUCAGCAUUAGUACGGUGUCUCUUACCUGGGAAACAUCGGCUGGUGAGGUGGGGGGCUACGUUGUGACCUGUUUCUGUGAUUCAGAGACACACGGAGAGCAGACAACUGAUUCAGAAAGUGUGACAUUCUACGAUCUGAAGCCAGGGCUCAAGUAUGACUUUCAAAUUAAAACACAGCUGAAAAGCGGAGGACUCAGCCAGCCUGCCUUGGCAUCUGCCCACACAGAGGCCAUUCCUCCAGGAAAUGUCCAAGUUUCCGAUGUCAGCAUUAGUACGGUGUCUCUUACCUGGGAAACACCGGCUGGUGAGGUGGGGGGCUACGUUGUGACCUGUUUCUGUGAUUCAGAGACACAUGGAGAGAGGACAACAGAUUCAGAAAGUGUGACAUUCUACGAUCUGAAGCCAGGGCUCAAGUAUGACUUCCAAAUUAAAACACAGCUGAAAAGCGGAGGACUCAGCCAGCCUGCCUUGGCAUCUGCCCACACAGAGGCCAUUCCUCCAGGAAAUGUCCAAGUUACCCAUGUCAGCAGUAGUACAGUGUCUCUUACUUGGGAAACACCUGCUGGUGAGGUGGAGGGUUAUGUUGUGACCUGUUACUGUGACUCAGAGACACACGGAGAGCAGACAACAGAUCUAGACAGUGUGACAUUCUCCAAUCUGAAGCCAGGGCUCAAGUAUGACUUCCACAUUAAAACACAGAUGAAAAGCGGAGGACUCAGCCAGCCUGCCUCGACAUCUGCCCACACAGAGGCCAUUCCUCCAGGAAAUGUCCAAGUUACCCAUGUCAGCAGUAGUACGGUGUCUCUUACUUGGGAAACACCU